Messenger RNA from Sceloporus undulatus (fence lizard), 1163 nucleotides. It is a transcript of the gene MYL1, whose product is annotated as myosin light chain 1. The transcript is spliced from 7 exons. Gene Ontology annotation, molecular function: calcium ion binding. Lineage: Eukaryota; Metazoa; Chordata; Lepidosauria; Squamata; Phrynosomatidae. The record is from RefSeq and is a predicted model, not a curated record. Gene Ontology annotation, cellular component: myosin II complex; contractile muscle fiber. Bases 136 to 705 code for a protein of 189 amino acids.
UAACACAUUGGGUCUUCCUCCAAGGCACUGGGCUGUAGAUCAUCCUGACCACUCACUGCUCCUCAUCCAGGAAUCUCUUGUAGGAGUUUUAGGGGCACCUUUUAACUUUUAAAAAGGAAAAAAAAAAGAGAGGAAAUGGCACCAAAGAAAGACGCCAAGAAAGCUGCUGCCCCAGCGCCAGCCCCUGCCCCAGCGCCAGCCCCAGAACCAGCAAAGCCCAAGGAACCAGCAAUUGAUCUUUCCACCAUUAAGAUCGAGUUCUCCAAGGAGCAGCAGGAUGAAUUUAAGGAGGCAUUCCUCCUCUUCGACAGGACUGGCGAGAGCAAGAUCACUCUCAGCCAGGUUGGAGAUAUUAUUCGUGCCCUGGGACAGAACCCCACUAAUGCUGAGGUCAAGAAAAUCCUGGGCAACCCCAGCAAUGAGGAGAUGAAUGCAAAGAAAAUUGGGUUUGAAGAGUUCCUGCCAAUGUUGCAGGCAGCUGCCAAUAAUAAAGAUCAGGGUGGCUUUGAAGACUUCGUUGAAGGUCUGCGUGUCUUUGACAAGGAGGGCAAUGGGACAGUCAUGGGUGCUGAACUCCGCCACGUACUGGCCACUCUGGGUGAGAAAAUGAAGGAAGAAGAAGUAGAAGAACUUAUGAAAGGACAGGAAGAUUCCAAUGGAUGCAUCAACUAUGAGGCAUUUGUGAAGCACAUCAUGUCUGUCUAAAUGGAAUUGUCCAGAUGCACAACUUGAACAAGAUCAGCAGGCAUUUAAGACUGGUGAAACAUCUAGGAAACUACCACUCCAUCCAGUACCAUCACCCUGGAACCCAAAAGGACUAUAAUAUAUGCCUCCCAACCAUCCCAUUUUUUCAUGUCAACAACAUGAGAUGCCAAAUGAAUCUUAACAUUUUACACUUCACUUGCUGAGGCACAUGAGAAGGACUACAUGGCCACAGCUGUCAAGCCCAAUAAUCUCUUCUCCCGCUCCAUUUUGUCACCAUGAAAGUAAUGUAUGAAGAAGAAAAAGGAGGGGGCAGGAAAUCUGACUGUAAAUCCUAGUGGUCAGUAUAUGGCUGGAAAUUUUCUUUAAUCGGUUCAAAUCCCAAUUAAAACAUAAUUGAAGUCUUAAUUUAUUUUCACUAUCUAUUGUAUUCCAUACAAUAAAGUUUUAUGAAAAAAGGA